Molecule: messenger RNA, 5533 nt
Organism: Dimorphilus gyrociliatus
Lineage: Eukaryota; Metazoa; Annelida; Polychaeta; Dinophilidae
Source: the annotation of a GenBank genome assembly
AGUCUAACUGUUAUUGGGAAACUGGUUCAAUCUAGAAUAUGUUCCGUCACGAUGAGCUCGAAUGAAAGUAAAGAUUUAAGUAUCGUAGUUUCUCAGACAAAUUAUCACAUGCUUAUGUGUUGAACAAGAGGAAGAUGAUCUCGAACACAACAUCCUUUACUAAAUUUUGUGGUGGCGAACCAUUUUGGAAUCUAUCCCUUACAUGGUAUACAAGCAAUCCAGAUUUGACGGAAUGCUUUCAGCAGAGUGCCCUUGUUUGGGGACCUUGCGGCUUUUUAUGGCUAACAUUACUUUUUUAUAUAAGGGCGUUGCGUCGCUACAGAACAAAUCCAACGCCUAUAAAUAAAUUGAACACUUUAAAAACUAUAAAUGGAAUUAUCUUAACCUUUAUUUGCUUCAUUACUUUUCUUAAAGCUAUUGUUGACAAAUCAAAUGGGAAACUCGAAGCAGAGAUUUUUAUAGUUUCACCACUCAUUCAAACUGUAACUUUUAUUGUCUCAACGAUUCUUGUUCAAAUUGAACGAAGGAAAGGCUUUAUUAAAAGUGGCAUACAGUGGAUAUUCUUCCUUUUGUCUUUUAUUGCGGGAGUUGUAAUAUUUGCUUCAAAAGUUCAACAUGCUGUCAAUGAUGAAGUACAAGAUAAAUUCCGAUUUGUAAUAUUUUUUGUCUACUUCGGAUUUCUCUUUAUUCAAUUUAUACUAUUCUCCCUUGCUGAUUUGGCUCGCACCAUAAUUCCAGCAGGAAAGAAAGUAUCCCCAGAAACGGAAGCUUCGUUCCCGUCUUAUCUAACCUUUUGGUGGAUGAAUCGUCUCAUUAUAACUGGUUAUAAGAAGACACUAGAAGAGGAUGAUCUCUUUGAGCUACAUCCUCGUGAUCAAAGUAAAAAUGUUGCACCAGUAUUUAAAAAAGCUUGGGCCUCUGAGUUACGAAGAUGCAAUUGGGCGGAAGAACUUCGAGAAAAAGCUCGUAAUAGACUAAACACUGGAAUGACCGAUAGUAGUUACGGAGCUAUUCGCUCAGACAAAAGUUCACCAUUUACUACGGGAGGAGACGAAGAUAACGAACGAACCCGAUUACUACCAUCUCGAUCUACUUCCGAAGUGCAUAUUAAAAAACCAAAAAAAGAACCGUCUCUCUUUAAAGUUAUGGUUAAAACAUACGGAUUUCAAUUAUUUAAGGCCCAUAUUUGCAAAUUUAUAUGCGAUUUACUACUGUUUUUGGGUCCUAUUCUACAAAAGCAAUUAAUUGGAUUUUCAAAGGACGAUGGAGCACCAAAUUGGAAAGGAUACGUUUUUGCUGCAUCAUUUUUCCUUUAUACAAUUGUUUAUUCAGUUUUCUUUCACCAACUGUUUCACAUUGGUAUGACUCUGGGUAUGAGAAUUAAAUCGGCAUUUAUCGCGGCAGUAUAUAAAAAAGCAUUAACAAUGAGCAACGAAGCCCGUAAAACAUCGACUGUUGGUGAAAUUGUAAACCUUAUGUCUGUUGAUGCUCAAAGAAUGCAAGAUGUCACCGGCUAUCUUUGGAUGAUUUGGUCUUGCCCUGUACAAAUUGCGCUUGCAAUGUAUAUGUUAUGGAAUAUUGUUGGAUAUGCGACAUUGGCCGGUUUAGGAGUCAUGAUUCUUCUUAUACCAGUUAAUGCCGUUCUUGCUUCAUUUCAAAGAAAGUUUCAAAUAUCGCAAAUGACACAAAAAGAUCAAAGAAUCAAACUAAUGAAUGAAGUUUUGAACGGAAUGAAGGUAUUGAAACUCUACGCAUGGGAAUUAUCAUUCAAAGAAAAAGUUAACGUUAUUAGAAAUCUUGAAUUGGAGACUUUAAGGAAAUUUUCUUAUCUAUCAGCCUUCGGAACAUUUACAUGGACAUGUGCUCCAUUUAUUGUAACUUUGGCUACUUUUUCAACCUACGUGCUCUCUGGGCACGGACUUACAUCUGAAAAAGCUUUUGUAUCUUUGUCACUUUUCAACAUUUUAAGAUUUCCCAUUAAUCUUCUACCAAUGAUGGUUACUUAUAUAGUUACGGCUAGUGUAUCUUUAAAACGAUUGGGAACAUUCCUUAAAUCUUCUGAUUUAGAUGAAACUAAUGUACAACACGAUCCAGCUGCUCCACAUCCAAUUCAAAUAUCGAAUGGAACAUUUGCAUGGGGAACCGAUGAAAAUGAUCAUCCAAUUCUUAAAAAUAUCAAUUUGAAAGUUGACGAUGGAAAACUGAUAGCAGUUGUUGGACAAGUUGGUAGUGGAAAAUCUUCUCUGAUAUCUGCUGUAUUAGGAGAGAUGAUUAAAUUAGAAGGAAAAGUAAAUGUUCGGGGCAAUUUGGCUUAUGUAGCGCAGCAGGCUUGGAUUCAAAACAAAUCGUUAAAGGAUAAUAUUUUAUUCGGGAAACAAUGCAACGAUUUGCGAUACGAUAGGAUCAUUGAUGCUUGCGCUCUUAGACCUGAUUUAGAUAUAUUGCCAGGUGGUGAUCAAACAGAAAUUGGUGAAAAGGGAAUAAAUUUAUCGGGAGGUCAAAAGCAAAGAGUCAGUUUAGCACGAGCCGUCUAUAAUGACGCCGAUGUUUACCUAUUCGACGAUCCAUUAUCCGCUGUCGAUUCACACGUUGGAAAGCAUAUUUUCGAACAAGUUAUAGGACCUGAAGGCCUUCUUAAAACGAAAACCAGGGUACUUGUAACUCACGGAGUCCAAUGGUUACCAUACGUUGAUAAAAUUGUUGUGUUACUUAAUGGAGUAAUUAGCGAAAUGGGUAGCUAUGAAGAACUUUUGUCUCACGAUGGAGCUUUUGCACAAUUCCUAAAAACGUACCUACAACAAGAAACGGAUGAAGACGAAGAAGAAGUACCUGAACUUCAAGAAAUUAAGGCUCGUUUGGAAUCGGUAUCUGAUGAUAAAAUUGCAACUGUUGGUUCCGUAGGUAGUAGCAACGAUUCGACUCAUGUUGGAUCUUAUCAAAGGCAAACUUCAGGCACUGACGGAGUAAAUCCAAAGAAAUUGGUUCGAAAAUUUUCUCGAGUAUCUAGUGUCGAGGAAAAGGAACAAUUAGAAGAAGAAAUGAAAAAAAAAAUGAAAGAAAAAGAAGCAGAAAAACUUAUCCAGGAAGAGAAAUCGGAAGUUGGAAAGGUGAAACUGUCAGUAUUCAUAGCUUACUUAAAAUCUAUGGGAGCUGCCUGCUCCUUUGGAUUGUUUUUCUUCUUUUGUCUUUAUCAAUUAGCCUCUGUUUUUGCCAAUAUUUGGCUAAGUUGGUGGACCGAUGAUGAACGACUAGCUGGUCCAACGAACAAUACAAACUCUACAAAUGGUACAGAUAUUGUGGCGCUAGAAGAAUACUAUCUGGGAAUAUAUGGCGCCCUUGGUGGUGGCCAAGCAUUUUUUGUCUUAAUUUAUGCCAUUAUUACUGCAAUAAGUGUGGUCAACGCAUCUACCGUCUUACACGAAGGAAUGUUAUUUAACGUUCUAAGAUCGCCUAUGUCGUUUUUUGACACUACACCAAUUGGAAGAAUUUUAAAUAGAUUCUCUAGAGACAUUGAGACUAUUGACAAUAUACUACCGGGUAUUAUCCGAUCUUGGAUGAAUACUAUGUUUACAGUUAUAUCUACCGUAAUUGUAAUAUCAUAUAGUACACCUAUUUUCUUAUCAGUUGUCCUACCGUUAGGACUCCUUUAUUAUUUUAUCCAGAGAUUUUACAUUCCAACAUCACGUCAAUUGAAGAGAAUUGAAUCAACAACAAGAUCGCCUAUUUAUGUGCAUUUCAGUGAAACAAUAACUGGAGCGAGUACUAUAAGAGCUUAUGGCGUGCAGUCGUCAUUCAUUAAAGAGAACGACGAUAAAGUGGAUCAUAAUCUAAAAUUCUACUUUUCAUCUAUAGCUUCAAACAGGUGGCUCGGCUAUCGACUUGAAUUCGUUGGAGCUUGCAUAGUAUUUUCGGCUGCGUUAUUUGCAGUUAUUGGUAAAAAAGACCAUAUCGCUGGUGGUAUUGUCGGAUUAUCUAUAUCAUACGCUCUUCAGAUUACGCAAUCUCUCAAUUGGAUGGUAAGAAUGAAUAGUGAUAUCGAAACGAAUAUCGUCUCUGUGGAAAGAGUAAAAGAAUAUUCUGAAACACCGGCCGAGGCUGAGUGGAAUAUAGAUAGAACAAGACCACCGAGGGAAUGGCCGCAAAGUGGUCGAGUAUCCUUUGACAAUUAUUCCGUAAGAUACAGACCGGGCCUUGAUUUGGUUCUUCGGGGAAUAAGCUGUCAAAUAAACGGCGGAGAGAAGAUUGGUAUUGUUGGAAGAACGGGAGCUGGAAAGUCGUCGCUGACUCUGUGCCUCUUUCGCAUACUAGAAGCUGCUGGAGGAAAAAUAGUUAUUGACGAUGUUGAAGUAGAUUCUCUUGGCUUACAUCAGCUAAGAUCAAGAUUAACUAUUCUACCCCAAGAUCCGGUUUUAUUCUCGGGAAGUUUGCGAAUGAAUUUAGAUCCAUUCAGUAAAUAUACUGAUGAACAAGUGUGGCACGCUUUGGAGCACGCUCAUUUGAAAGAUUUCGUUAAUGGUUUAGCGCUAGGGUUGGACUACGAAUGCGGGGAAGGCGGUCAAAAUUUAAGUGUCGGGCAAAGGCAACUUGUUUGUUUAGCGAGGUCAUUGCUAAGAAAAACCAAAAUAUUGGUGCUGGACGAAGCCACUGCCGCUGUUGAUUUGGAAACUGAUGAACUUAUUCAGAAAACAAUUCGAUCAGAGUUCGCUAGCUGCACAAUCUUAACUAUCGCUCACAGAUUAAACACAAUAAUGGACUACGACAAGGUUGUCGUGAUGGAUAAAGGACAAAUAAUUGAGUUCAAUUCACCGAAUAGUCUACUCAAGAACAAGAAUAGUGUGUUUUAUAGUAUGGCUAAAGAUGCCAAUCUUGUUUAGCAUUAUUAAAAUUAAAUUUACACAUACAUGGCAUAUGUAUAUACAUAUAUAUAUGUACGCUGUAUUAUCAUUUUUAACAAAUUCUUGUUUUUAUAUAAUCGUCUGUUUCUGUCAUCUAAAAAAACUCGUCCAAGCUGAUAAACGAAACAAAAAAAGUAACCAAAAAAUAUGAUUCGUGUUUGAUUGACUGUAUAAAAAAAAUAUUUUUAGUGUGGUUUUUCGUUUGCCAAUAUACAAAUAGUAAUAAUAUAGCAAGAAGAGACAGGAAAAGUGGAUGAAGAUUAGUUAGAAAAAAGAUGGACAAAAUAUUCUAAUUAGAAUGGUUUAUCACUUAAAUGAAAUAGGUUUACAACUAUGCUACACACUACCAUUUUUUCCCAUUGUCUCUUCUAUGUAUACAGUAUAUAUAUUUCUCAGCCACAAUCUACCUAUUUUACUUAAAUGAGUUUAUUUACUUGGUUUACGUAAUGAAGCAAAGCUGUUGCAGUUUUCUUUUUUUAACUCAGCUAUUUUUAAAUUUGAAUAAAAUACAUGCAGAUAAACGUUUUAUCACGUGGUCUUAUGCUUACUUAAUCAUUCAAAGAGAUCUAGCUCUUUUUAUUUUCUUUUUUUGACUUCAAUUUGGUGACGCCACCUAUUGAAGAUAAUUUAAACUACAG